AUGUCCCUUUCUAUGACAAGUGACACGACAUCUGACUCUUCCAAAGCUUGGUGUGGGCGGAAAGGCCAGCGUUGUUCCUAUUUUGGAGGCCGAAGUCACGCCAACGUCGAAAAGGUGGGCAACUUUCCUCAUUGCGAGUUGAAGACAUUCCUGGAGAAUUAUGGCGCUAGUUUCGAUUGGCUGAUUCAGAAAUCUACUCAGGGGCUUUUCGCCGGUUUUACAGCAACAUACAUACUGAGAGAUAGCUGGCGCCAUCAGCUCCUUAGUGGCGCAAUUCCAGCCUUUGCUCUUUUACUUUUGACCUGGGUCUCAUGCGAAAGUCCUCGCUGGCUCAUCAUCCAAGGAAAAUACGAAAAAGCAUUCACCACUCUUGUCAGGCUUCGGAAAGAACGAGUCAUCGCCGCCAAAGAACUGUGCUCUAUCUACUAUCAGAUUCAAGCCGAGAGAUGGCUAUUUUCUGCGCCCGAAGUCAAGGUAGCUGCAGAUCUCGAGGCCACCAACUCCGAUGAAACCGAAGGUCUGAAUCCAUUCGAACCUGAGUUGCCUCGAACCAGCUAUUGGCGGCGUCUCAUCAACCAUUACACCUUUCCAAGGAUUCGUAGAGCUGCCAUUGCGGCCAUGGUAGUCAUGCUCAGUCAGCAGCUUUCAGGUGAUUAUUUUCCUUUAUUUUCCCACUACUUAUCUGUACUUACGCGCUCUGGUGCCUUUCUAGGAAUUAAUGUGAUAGCUUUCCUUGCUACCAACUUCUUUUCUUCUGCGCAGCUUCGUAAGUCGACACCAGAAGAGGCAAAGCUAGAUUCCUACAAGCUCGCCAUUGGAUUUGGUGCUGUUAAUGCUCUGGCUUCAGCGUGGGCUUAUUUCUUGGUCGAGAAUAAAGAGGAGCCUAGAGCUGUGACUGAGAUUGAGUCUGAAUACUGCGAUGAUAAGGAGAGUAUGCAUGACAAUGGAUUACAUCGGCCUAGCACUUCGGAAGAGGAAGAAGUAGGAGACACUAGGAACGACUUUAGCAAUCGCUUCUCAGCAGCUGGUGCUUCUGUAAGGUUUCAGGAUGACGAAGAGAUUAUAAACGACGGCGAUUCCUCAAUUGACGGUCAGCAUCAUGGCCUCCCUCUGGACACACUACAACGAGACUCUCGAGUCCUAUCGGAAACAUCCUCCUUAUCCGACGUCGAACUCAGCGAAAGCGACGAUACGCAGCUCUAUACAACAGAAAAGACGCAUCAAUUUCGCGGUCGCCGUUUCCUUCUUCUCCUGUCUCUUUUUGGCGGUGUCUUUACUCUCCUCAUCACCGCACUCUGCUUCAACAUACCAGAGGGCAAUUCGGCACGCUUGCCCCUAGUAGCGUUGUUCAUUAUGAUCUUUACUGUCUUUUACUCUUUGGGAGCAGGGGCGAUAGCAUUUUUGUACUGCGCGGAGGUGUUCCCGAAUGAAGGACGUGAAAUCGGCAUGAGCUGGUCAACUUUCUGGAAUUUCAGUGGCGCCGGGACACUCGCCCUAUUUGUCCCAUUUGGUAUCAACUGGGGGCAUGGCAAGCUGCUCGGCCUGUUCUCCGGGUUCAACGCCGUAGCUUUCAUCCUAGUCUGGUUCCUAGUCCCCUCCACAAACCAAACGGCAACGCUGGAAGACAUGUCCUACAUCUUCGGGCGCAAACUGCGGCAGCACGCCAAAGCGCAACUCAAAAGACUCAAUCCCUAUGGCCAUGUCACCGGCGCAAAGAUUCAGUGGUUGACUGCACAGAGUGGGGCGGGUAGUAGGGUGAGAAUGAGGGUAGCUUGGGAGAGGAGGCACCACGAGGUGGGACCACUUGAUGAAAAGGAGACCGUGGGUCCCGAAGACGGUGGCUCGAAGAGUGGUGAUGGGAAGAAGGUAGACGUGGAAAGAACUGGGGAGAAGGCACCGUAUAUCCGAGAGCUGAGGUUUGAGAGGAGAAAGAGCGCUGCGGAAGGGGCGAAUGCGGAUGUCAUUGAGGUGCUGCCGACGCCAAAGUAG
Molecule: messenger RNA, 1989 nt
Organism: Bacidia gigantensis
Lineage: Eukaryota; Fungi; Ascomycota; Lecanoromycetes; Lecanorales; Ramalinaceae
Exons: 6
Coding region: 1-1989 (662 amino acids)
Biological process (GO): transmembrane transport
Cellular component (GO): membrane
Molecular function (GO): myo-inositol:proton symporter activity
Source: RefSeq, a predicted model, not a curated record